GAACAAAUUGCAUACUACAUUCAAGUGAAUAAAAGUCAAUUACUAAAUUUAAGUGCAUCAUUUAAAAAGGAAAAAUUCUUUAAACCAGUUUACAUUUUAAGAAAAAUUAAGUUAAAUAAAAAGCUAAAGAUAUGUCUGCUAUUUCCUCGAAUAUUAGUAUAGCGAACAGUACAGCAUCUAACGCCGCCACCAACUCUUCUACGUCUUCUGCACUCACACUAAAUAGCAGUUCAGCAGCUGUUGUGGCAAACAAUGCCAUUGUGCCUGUUACAAAUGCAUCCACAACAACAACCACACUGAUCGGUUCACCGGCCACCAACAAUUCUGGUCUCAGCUCUAGUGGUACUUGCACAUUUAAUAGUGUUUUAAUUAGUGAAAUUUCGGAUGAAUCUAAAUUAGAAUUUUGCCCUAAAUACAAGGGCAUUUCAGCAUUAUUGUGCAGUUAUGAUUCGCAAGGUGUACUUGUAAAAAUUGCAUUGGAAUCCUCACCUACGAACGUACUAAAAGAUUAUUUGGUAACAUCCGAUACAGAUGCUGCCCAAGUUGGCCGUCAAACGUUUGCCAUAUCAUUUGGCAAUGAUAACUUUUUGUUGCGUUUUCCCUCUGAAAAAGAGCAACAAAGAUUUCGCAAGUUGAUUGAUCAUGUUAAACGUUUAAGGCCCAAAUCAGUUUUCUCACAAAGAACUGAAGAGUCUUCGGCUUCACAAUAUUUCCAAUUUUAUGGCUAUUUGUCGCAGCAACAAAACAUGAUGCAAGACUAUGUCAGAACAAGCACCUAUCAACGAGCCAUUUUAGGCAAUUCCAUUGAUUUUCAUAACAAAGUUGUUUUGGAUGUGGGUGCCGGUUCUGGUAUUCUCUCAUUUUUUGCCGUACAAGCUGGAGCCGCUAAAGUCUAUGCUAUUGAGGCCUCAAAUAUGGCUCAGUAUGCCCAACAAUUGGUGGAAUCCAAUCAUGUGCAGGAUAAAAUAUUUGUAAUGCCCGGCAAAAUAGAGGAAAUUGAUUUGCCCGAACAUGUUGAUGUCAUUAUAUCAGAGCCCAUGGGCUAUAUGUUGUACAACGAACGCAUGUUGGAAACCUACUUACAUGCCCGCAAAUGGUUGAAGCCAAGUGGUAAAAUGUUUCCCACCCAUGGCGAUUUGCAUGUGGCGCCCUUUUCCGACGAGGCCCUCUAUUCGGAACAAUAUAACAAGGCUAACUUUUGGUAUCAAUCGGCAUUUCAUGGUGUUGAUCUAACCACAUUGCACAAGGAGGGCAUGAAGGAGUAUUUCCGCCAACCCAUUGUUGAUACAUUCGAUAUAAGAAUCUGCAUGGCUAAAUCAGUAAGACAUGUCUGUGAUUUUCUACGAGACAAUGAAAAUGAUUUGCAUAAUAUUGAUAUUCCCCUGGAAUUUCAAAUUUUACAAACUGGCAUUUGCCAUGGCUUAGCUUUCUGGUUCGAUGUUGAAUUUUGCGGUUCCAUACAACACGUUUGGCUGUCAACUUCCCCAACUGCACCUUUGACACACUGGUAUCAGGUACGCUGUCUGUUACCCAUGCCCAUAUUUAUCAAACAAGGACAAACUUUGACUGGUCGCGUACUACUCGAAGCCAAUAGACGCCAAUCUUAUGAUGUCACCAUUGAUUUACACAUUGAAGGCACUUUAAUUUCCUCCAGCAAUACAUUAGAUUUGAAAAAUCCCUAUUUCCGCUACACUGGUGCCCCCGUACAAGCUCCCCCUGGGACUUGUACACAAAGCCCCUCCGAACAGUACUGGUCUCAGUUAGAUACCCAAGGCCAGCGUACAACUGGUAAUAUGGUUAAUGGCAUGGCUGUUAAUGGCCUGACUGAUGUUACUAUGGAUAUUUCACAUACGCUUAUGCAUCCUCAGUCGUAAAUUAUAAUAUAAACUAGAAAUUUAAAAAAUAGAAAAACACAAACGAACACCCCGACCCCCUCAUAUAUAAUAUCCUGCAUUUUAAAAUAUGUACCAACAAACAAAUCAACCACCUUUUUUUAUAUAGAUGUUUUUUUUAUAAUUGUCUCUGAACCUUUUUUAUUUCUAUUAAGUUGUAAGUGUAAAACAUUCUUUUUUUAUUAUUAUUUUAUUUUAAUUUAUUUUUUACAAAUCUAUAUUUUUAUACAUAUUUUUUUUUAUACAUAUACUUAGAAAAUUUGUAUGUUGAUUUCAUAUUUUAUUUAACCAAAAGAAAAAAAACCCUAAAAUCUUCCUUUUAAAAAACAAAUCACAGAAUUUAGUUUUAGUUAAAUACAUAAAGAAAUGUUUGCUUAAGUUGAUUUAUUUUUAAAUAUUAAUGUUUGUCAUUUCAUGCAAAACAUAAAACUAAAACAACGUAUCUAAAAUAAUUUUGUUUAAAAGUCUUUUGUAAAGUCUUCUUUUAUAUUAUGUUGUCAGUAGAGUCUGGUAAACAAGCUUUCUUCUUUUUUUGUCUUUGUUAUGGUAUUUUUAUCUUUCUUUUGUUUUUAAGAUUUAAAGAAAUUCAAAAACGUUUUGGUAAAAAUAUAAUAAAUUUAAAAUUUUUUUUUUAUAUACUAUACAAAGAAAA
Molecule: messenger RNA, 2544 nt
Organism: Calliphora vicina (urban bluebottle blowfly)
Lineage: Eukaryota; Metazoa; Arthropoda; Insecta; Diptera; Calliphoridae
Gene: Art4
Product: arginine methyltransferase 4
Exons: 6
Coding region: 132-1874 (580 amino acids)
Biological process (GO): peptidyl-arginine methylation
Molecular function (GO): protein-arginine N-methyltransferase activity
Source: RefSeq, a predicted model, not a curated record